AUGGCAAACGGAGCAAGCAUCAUCAUCGGGCUCGUCGUAGUCGUAAUCGCCUGCGUCGCGGGCUGGUUCUUUGCGCCUAAAGGCGAGACACAAACAAUUUGGCGCAGUUCAUUGAUCCUCUCAUUCGCGAGUUGCUAUCUCAUGUGGGCAAUCACGUUCCUGGCACAAUGGCAUCCUCUUAUCGUUCCACGGCGCGGCGGGCUGAGAGAGUUUGCAGUGGAUGAGUAA
This is a messenger RNA of Glarea lozoyensis ATCC 20868, 228 nucleotides long. RefSeq lists its product as uncharacterized. NCBI's taxonomy places the organism in Eukaryota, Fungi, Ascomycota, Leotiomycetes, Helotiales, Helotiaceae. The transcript is spliced from 4 exons. Gene Ontology annotation, biological process: vacuolar acidification; proton transmembrane transport. Gene Ontology annotation, molecular function: proton-transporting ATPase activity, rotational mechanism. The coding region runs from base 1 to 228 and encodes 75 amino acids. Gene Ontology annotation, cellular component: vacuolar proton-transporting V-type ATPase, V0 domain. The record is from RefSeq and is a predicted model, not a curated record.